Messenger RNA from Myodes glareolus (Bank vole), 2046 nucleotides. It is a transcript of the gene Zswim2, whose product is annotated as zinc finger SWIM-type containing 2. Lineage: Eukaryota; Metazoa; Chordata; Mammalia; Rodentia; Cricetidae. The record is from RefSeq and is a predicted model, not a curated record. Gene Ontology annotation, molecular function: ubiquitin protein ligase activity; zinc ion binding.
CCCAGAAAGCCUAGCUCAGAGGCGCCUGGACCACCCAGGAUGCUUCGCGGAGGCUGUAAAGCCUCCGAAAGGCGAAGACACUUGAAUGGUAGCCUCAGCUGGCAGCAAGACCAGGCGCUGAGUAGCAGUAUCUAUCUCCUGCGACAGAUCGGCCCCACCGGCUUUCUACUGAGGGAGGAGGAGCCAGAAAAGGGGAAUUUCCGAGUUUUGCUAGGAAACCCUCAUGAAUGUAACUGCCCCACAUCUCUGAAGAGGGGGGAACUGUGUAAGCAUAUUUGCUGGGUGUUGCUGAAAAAAUUCAAGCUUCCAAGGAAUCACGAAUCUGCCUUCCAGCUGGGUCUUACAGAAGGAGAAAUAAAUGACUUGCUACGGGGGAUCCACCAGGUUCAAACUCCCAAGCAUGGAGCAAGGGAUGAGAGCACCCACGUGGAAGAAGAAGGCUGCCUCAAACAGAAGGACAUCAGUGCCGAGGACAUCUGCCCUAUUUGUCAAGAGGUGCUGCUGGAGAAGAGACUCCCAGUCACCUUCUGCAGAUUUGGCUGCGGCAAUAAUGCUCACAUAAAAUGCAUGAAGAUCUUAGCCAGUUAUCAAGAUACGGGGUCGAACAGCUCCAUGUUAAAAUGCCCGCUGUGCAGGGAAGGGUUUGCACCGUUAAAAGUCAUCUUGGAGGAAUUCAAAAACUCUAACAAACUUAUGACGACCUCUGAGAAAGAACGACUAGACAAACACCUCGGAAUUCCCUGCAACAACUGUAAACAGCUGCCGAUCGAGGGGAGGUGCUACAAGUGCACCGAGUGUGUGGAGUACCACUUGUGCCAGGAAUGCUUCGACAGCUGCUGCCAUCUUGCCCACACCUUUGCAUUCCGUGAGAAGAGAAACCAAAGAUGGAGAUCAGCAGAUAAAAGGUCAGAUGUUGUAAAAUAUUUAGAUAUUAAAAAUGAUGGAGAAACGAAUACAGCAUACCUUCAAGAGACGCAAGGUCAGUUUUGCACACCAAAACAUGUCGUAAAAGCGCUGCCUCUCCUGAUGAUUACAAAGAACAGUAAGCUGCUUGCUCCAGGGUACCAGUGUCGACUUUGCUUGAAGUCAUUUUGUCUUGGCCAAUAUACAAGACUUCUGCCGUGUUCUCACAAGUUUCACAGGAAAUGUAUUGACAAUUGGUUAUUUCACAAGUGCAACGCAUGCCCUAUUGACAGACAAGUCAUCUACAACCCUCUGAUCUGGAAAGGCACCGCCAUGGAUGGACAAACACAUCAGUUGGCAUCAAACAAAGACAUUGUCAGCUUGCCACAACAGCAAGAGCCAAAACUCUUUAUUCCUGGUACUGGGUUAGUGUUACAACAAAAUAGAACUGGAAUCUUACCUAGUGUUCCUCAGUGUAAUUCUAAAACAUUAAUUACACUUCAAAAUCCAUCAGACAACUAUCAGAAUAUAACAAUAGAUGACCUCUGCUCAGUCAAAUUGGGUAACUCAGAGUCAAGAAAAUUAGUCUAUGGAUAUAAAGUUAGUCAACAUUUCCCCACAUAUCCGCAAGAUCCAGCCACUGGGUCGUUUGGGCAAAUACCAUCACAAACAUUUCUUCCCUCCCUUGCUCAUAAGAAUAUUAUUUGUCUCACUGGACGGAAAAGCCAAGAAAUCUGUGAGAAAUACCACCCUGGUCAGAGUCCAAAGACAACGAAAAGCUGUGAACAUGUGAACAUUUCAAAGAAAUCUCUCAGUCCUAAAGUAAGAUCAAGUGCCUUACCUCCAGAAGACUUAAAUCUUCCUGUCAACUGGGGCACAGCAAAACUGAGCUUGUCUAAAAGACACAACAAUUCCACGGGGAAACUCAGACAAAGAUGGAGUCGUCCACCCAGAUGUCCUGCUCAGCCCCCUUUGCAAAGUGCUGCUCUGUCUUUAAUAAUGGAAGGAAUUCAAUUAUGAAAAAUGCAUGUUUAUUACAACAGAAACUUUUGAAUAUUUAAUACACAAAAUAUCUUACUUGUAGAACAUAAGAAUUCAUGUACACUCUUGACAGAUGUAUAUAAAAUACUCUAUUGCCAUUUU